AUGUCCAACUAUGUCUUAGUUUACUGCAAUGAUCAGAGUAUGCCAUAUGAAAUAAAUUCCGUGGCAAAUAUAUUACAUACAAAAUUACAACAAAGAUUCAAUCAGUUUGACGAUAAUGAUGUAGUCAUACAAUCAACCCUACUGGAUCCGCGAUUCAAAAAACAAGGGUUUGUAAAUGACAGAAAGUAUGAAAUUGCCUAUGAGUCUCUGUCACGUAAAGUUCAAGGAAUUUCUAUUGGGAAAGAUAGUCAAGAACCAGAGAUCAAUACACCAUACAGUGAACCUUCUGGAUCUGAAACAAUUUGGAAAGAUUUUGAUAGCAAAGUGAGCAAACUAUCUGGUGGUGGCCAUUCAACUGUGGCUGGUAUAUUAGAACUUGACCGGUACUUGGCUGAACCACUCUUAAAAAGAACAGCGGAUCCAUUAGUUUGGUGGCAUGAAAGAAAAUUAUUAUACCCAAAACUAUACCUAUUGGCAUGUAGAAGGUUAUGUAUUGUAGCAACGUCCGUUCCAUGCGAACGUAUAUUUUCAAAGGCUGGCUUGGUGUUGACUGAUAGAAGGUCUAGACUGAAUACAGAUAAAGUUGAAAAAAUAUUAUUUUUAAAUCACAAUUUAAGUUAG
Macrosiphum euphorbiae (potato aphid) is the source of this 621-nucleotide messenger RNA. NCBI's taxonomy places the organism in Eukaryota, Metazoa, Arthropoda, Insecta, Hemiptera, Aphididae. The record is from the annotation of a GenBank genome assembly.